AUGACGGAAUAUGGAAGUGUUGUUUUGACAUUAAGUAAUGUUUUAUUACCACCGGAAAAACUUUACCCUAAUCCAACACCAUCAACAACUGAAGGUUUACCAUGGGAUGUUGAAUAUGAUUUACGAUUAAUUGGUUGUGAACUUAUACAAACAGCUUGUUUACUUUUAAAACUACCACAAACAGCAGUUGCGACUGGUCAAGUUUUAUUUCAUCGUUAUUUUUAUUUUUCAUCAUUUGUUCGUCGUCCUAUGGAAAUCAUGGCAAUGGCUUGUACUAAUCUUGCAGCUAAAAUUGAAGAAAAUGCUCGACGUGUACGAGAUAUUAUUAAUGUAUUUCAUCAUAUUAAACAAGUUCGAUCUGGAAGUCUUAUUCAACCCUUAUUAAUUGAUCAAGUUUAUAUUGAUCGAAAAAAUGAAGUAAUCAAAGCAGAACGACGUUUAUUAAAAGAACUUGGCUUUUGUGUCUAUGUUAAACAUCCACAUAAAGUAAUUGCAAUGUAUUUAAAAAUUCUUGAAAAGGAACGUGAAAAAGAUUUCGUACAAACUUCUUGGUAUGUAUUUAUAUUCUAAAUGAUUAUUUACAAAAAAUCGAAAUGAGUUGAUCAUAGAGAUUGGAGUGUUUUUUUUCAGACAAAAAUAAAGGAAAUUUUCUUGAUGAAUAUUUCACUAUAUAUUAUUCCUCUUUCUCUCUGUCUAAGAUUUAAUAUAGAUUUUUUAAAAUUAACUUGUUUCUUGUCUUUCGUCCAGGAUUGAUGGAAAUAUGCGUAUAUAACCGUUUAAAUUCUGCCGGAAUAUAUAUAUAUACACACAACGUCGGGUCGUUUUAAUCAACACUCGACUUUUAUUUGGAUGAUAUAUGAUCAAGUAUCGGUCGGUAUUAGAUUUCUUUUUUAUUCACAUUUGAAAUAUAUUCUCUAUAUUUCUAGUUUUAUCAAAGAUGUUUUAUUUGUUAUGUUUGAUUAAAAUUAGAAUUGCUGAUUUUUUUUCUUUAGAAAAAAUAAGUAAAGCUGAAAAAAACAAAAAGAUUUUAUUAUGAAUAGUAGCGUAACCGGAAAAUCGCGGAUGCCUGAGUUGACCCACCUCUAAUUAUGACAUAAAAGGUUAUUCAUCAAGAAGAUCUAGAUGUAGCGUUUCUUAUGAAUCUUCAAAAAUUCAGUGGAUUUAAAAAACACGCCUUUUCUCGAACCUCUUUAAUGUAUACGUUCUAAUCUGAGGAAAUUUAAUAGUAGAAGAUGAUCCAACAGUUUGUAUACGCAAUCGAUCGUUAAAAACUUUUACCGUUACGAAGUUAUCUCUUAGAUUUUUAUCCAUUCAUCCAUAUACUUCAUGCAUGUGAUUCAAUGACAACUAUGAGACGUAGGAUAGAUUCUUUUAACUGAACAAACCUAAUCUGUUCUAGUUUGUAUAAAUACCCCAUAAAAUAUUAGCACUGUAUUCGUAAUUCUAUGUGAAUUAUUUGCACGGCUUUUGAUGCAUCCUGUGUGUAACAUUUUGUUUCCAAAAUGAGCAAAGUUUUGUCAUCCUACACGAUGUAUUUAACUGUUUAUCACAUUUUCAAAACAUCUUUUUGUUUUUUUCAGCUUUGUUUAUUUUCAACAUAACAAAUGAUUCAUUAUUGAAAAAUUUUAUUUCCGAGAACAAACUGACCGAUAUACCGAUACUUGAUGAAAUACAUUCUUCUCUCUUUUCU
Adineta steineri is the source of this 1690-nucleotide messenger RNA. The record is from the annotation of a GenBank genome assembly. Lineage: Eukaryota; Metazoa; Rotifera; Eurotatoria; Adinetida; Adinetidae.